AUGAAUUCUCAAAAUAUAUCUCUUGAAAAUGAUGUCCAAGCAUCUGCAGACAAUUCAAGUAGGUCUCAAAAGCUGACUGGUGUCAAAUGUCGAAUUCCAAAGCAGAGUUCAACUGAAUCUUCUAGUGUUAAACCUAAGGGUAGAAAAAUGAAAUCAAAGAAGGACCUAAAACUGAUUGAAACUUCAGAGCAACAUCCACCAGGAAGUCCCAGGGCAUGGGAUCAUUUAAAGAAAGAUACUGUGUGUGAAUCUGAAAUUGGUAGAGAUUUACUUUCUAAACUGAAUUCAUCUGAUAACAUGCGAAAACCAUGCAAACAAAACCGACGUGCUUCAGUGCCAAGUGAACCAUUAGAUGUAAGAAACAGUGCUUCUACUUCAAAAAAUAGCUACUCUCCUUCUCCAGGAUUCCAGCAGAGUGGAAAAAAGAAUCCCUCCAAAUAUAGAUCGAAAACUCCCGACUGUAAAACACCUAGCACUACAUCUACGAAGCGAAAUAUUUCCCAAAGGAAAGGCAUAAAGUUUGAACCUUAUAUACCACUUUUUCAAGUACAACAAGGACUGAAGAGAGGAGAAUUCAUUGAAGGAGCUUUAAGAAUUAAUCCAAGAAAUUAUGAAGAUGCUUAUGUUUCUGCUCCAGAUGGUAAAAUGGAUAUUUACAUUGGAGGAAUGCAGAAUAGAAAUAGAGCACUAAAUGGUGAUGUCGUUGUUGUUCAAAUAAAUCCAAAGCAAGAAUGGAGAGUUCUGUGUGAUGCCAUUAAAGACUAUCAAGAAAAAUCGGGAGAAUCUUUUUCAGAAACUAUUUAUAAGCCUCUUACUCCAUCAACACCAUGUCAAGUUCAUACUCCUGAAAAAUUCUUCCGAUCCCGUCCUGUAUCAUCAAACUCAUGGGAUAGUAAUUGCCAUGAACGAAUGUCUGACACUGUGGAAAUUCUAGGGAUUGAUCGUUUGGCUAAUGAGUUCAGAGGUAUUUCUAUAAAAGAAAAGAGUCCUCCGAAGCAUAAAAAUAAGCAGAAGAAUAAACAGGGCAAAAAUGUAAAGAAAACAGAAAAUCAGAAAAGUAGUACAACUUCAUUUUCUCAGGAAUCAUCUGAUGAUUAUUUAGAUAAAACAUCUCCUGCCAGCAGUUUUGAGCAACAAAAUAGUGUUCAAGCAGUUCCUAUUAAAAAUGAUAGUCAAGCCACCAGGGAAAAUUCAACAAAUCAAAUAUCACAUGUUUAUCCGCCUUGUGAUAUGAGCGAAAUAGGUACAUUUCAUCUUGAAGAAAAUUCAGACCUACAGGUUCGUGAUUCAUGGAACAGCAAUGAGACAUCUGUUAAUAUAAUAGUGUCUCCUGAAGAGCUCCUGAAUAUUGAGGGGGACUCUAUUUUAUGUACUGAAGAACCAGCAACUGACUAUAUCAUGAAUGAUGAUAGUUGCAGUGACAUUGAAGGCAUAGCUGUGGCCCCAGAAGAUCUAUCUGGCGACGAAUUUACAGAUUCAGCUAGUAUUGAUAGCUCAGAAAGUUUAAAUUUAGCUCAAAAGCUGGAAGAUGCAGCAUUUUUGGCUUGCCAACAGGAUGCUGAGAAUAAUAAUAUGGAUGUUACUGUUGAGCAGAAUUUAAAUCAGUUCAACUCUUUGUCUGAAAUAGUUUCUGUUAGCAAUGCCCUUAUUUCAAAAGAAUUUCCAACUGAAUGCAGGCUGCAGCAAAACAUAAUUGUUCCAUCAUUAUCUUCAGUUGAUAUCAACAAUGAAUCAGUUGUUUGCUCUGCUGUUUCAGAAAUUUCUUUUGGUAAGGAUCAUAAGAGUAGCUCUGAUGAAAACCUUGUUUCAAACCCUGUGCCUUUAAAUGACCAUGUAAGUUCAAGCAUUAUAACAGACGAAACCAAAAAACACAAGCUAACCAGCAAGGGUAAAAGGCAUCGAAAGAGGAAGAGAAAAUCAAAGCCAGGUGAAGCAGUUCUUCCAGCAACAAAUGGUGCCACUGAAUCUGAAAAUAUUAUCUAUGAUAUUGAACACAUAACUGUUGAAGAUGUAAUGAAACACCCUGAAUGGCCAAAAUUUGUGCAAAAAACUGGCAAAGUUGUUCAUAUAUUACAUCCUACCCACAGCCGUAAAGCUGCUGGGCAUUUAAAACUUUGUCCUGACAAGAAUCCAAAAUGGGCCCUUUUCUCUCCAAAUGAUAGUCGGGUUCCUAGGAUAAUGGUGCCAAUGUCAGACUGUCCUCAGAAUUUUUACCAUAGGCCUUUUGACUAUGCAGACGUUCUGUUUUUAUCAGAAAUCACAGAGUGGAAUGAAACAUCAACCUUUGCUUCAGGUCGUCUGAUAAAGAGUCUUGGUAAUUCUGGAGACAUAGAAGCAGAGACUACUGGAGUAUUAAUAGAAAAUGGUGUGGACAUCGAUGAUUUUCCCAUUUCUGUGAUGAAUUGCCUUCCUGGGCCUACUUGGGAAAUUCCGUCAUCAGAAUUCCAAAAAAGAAGAGAUUUAAGAAAUCAGUGUAUAUUUACCAUUGAUCCUGCCAGUGCACGUGAUAUGGAUGAUGCUGUUUCAUGUAACAAGUUAGAUAAUGGUAAUUAUGAAGUUGGUGUACAUAUUGCUGAUGUCUCAUUUUUUGUGAAGGAAGACAGUGAACUAGAUCAAGUUGCACGCAAACGUUCCACUAGUGUCUACUUAGUGCAGAAAGUAGUCCCUAUGUUACCAAGAGUACUUUGUGAUGAUUUGUGCAGCUUAAGUCCUGGAAAAGAUCGAUUAACUUUUUCUGUCAUUUGGGAGAUGAAUACAAGUGGCGAAGUAAUCAACCAGUGGAUUGGAAGAACCGUUAUUAAUUCAUGCAUAAAGCUAAGUUAUGAGCAUGCUCAAGAUAUGAUUGAGAACCCGAACAGAGUUUGGAAUUCUUCGGAACAUCCCGAGCUUUUUGGAGAAUUCACCAUACAGGAUGUUAUGACGCGGGUAAACGAGCUUCAUCUUUUAGCGAGUAAACUGCGUGAAGAUAGAUUUCUUAAUGGCGCAUUACGACUAGAUAAACCACAGCUGAGUUUCACAUUGAAUUCUGAAACAGGCUUGCCUUCUGGAUUCAAUGUGUACAUUCAGAAGGACAGUAACAAGUUGAUUGAAGAGUUCAUGCUUUUAGCUAAUAUGUCAAUAGCAGCACAAAUUUAUAAGUCUUUUCCAGCAGUUGCUUUACUUCGUCGCCAUCCUCCACCUGAAAUAAAGCCAAUGCAAGAUAUUGUUGCCAUGUGUGAAAGUUUAGGCAUUGUAAUAGAUUCUAGCACCAGCGGUUCCCUGCAAAACUCUAUUCAUCGGUAUACCGGGAAUGACUUUGCUGCACAAGCAAGGUUCCUGACUCUGACUAAUUUAAUUGCCAAACCAAUGAACUGUGCACUGUACUUCUGUACUGGAGUUCUGGAAGAGCCUCGGUUAUUUCAUCACUAUGCUCUCAACGUUCCAUUAUAUACUCAUUUCACUUCACCAAUCAGGCGAUAUCCUGACGUGAUUGUACAUCGUCUUCUGGCUGCCGCUCUUAAGUUUGACGCACAUCCUAACCUCUGUCCUCAAGAAGUUCAGAAAUGGGCUUCACAUUGCAAUGACAAAAAGCUCAAUGCCAAAAAGGUCAGUGAGGCUAGUGGGGAACUCUUUUUAGCUGCUUUUAUCCGCGAUAUAGGCUCAGUGGAGGCCAAAGGUAUGGUCAUGGGUGUAAUGGAUCAUUCUUUUGAUUGUCUUAUUCUAGAGAUGGGUCUUAUCAAAAGAGUUUACUGUGAUAAAUUACCUUUAGUGAGGAAAGAUUUCAAACGAGCUCAAGGAGUGUCCACAUUAAACUUAUACUGGAAAGAUGAUUCUAAAGAGAGCGUGAGACAAACUAUUGUAAUGCUUACUCUAGUGGAUGUAAUUUUAACUGUUGCUAAAGAUUCCUUACAAAUCAAAGUGACUUUACAAAAACCUAUCAAAGUUUAGGUAAAUAGCUCUGUGAAUGAUUUUUAAAAUGUUUGUGUGGCAUUUUAAGGUAUAAUGGUGUUAUAUUUUUUACUCUAUUAUAUGUUGAUUUUUAUAUUCUAAAACUUAUGAAUUUUAUUAAAUGUACCUAUUAUUUAUCUAAAUAAGGUUUUUGUAUAAAGCAUAUAUAAUUUAAUCAUUCCUCUUUAGGCAAUACCAAAUAACUUAAUUUUUUCCUUAAAUGUAAAUCAGAAAAUAUCGUCACUCAGUAUGCGCACAGCUAGUCACAGUUGAAUCUCAUUAAAUUGAAACUACCAGUAUUCUUGCAACAAGAUUUUUUUUACAAUUGGGACUUUGUUGUUUGUGCAGAUUUAAGUAGUACAAUUUUAAAUAAAAGGAUAGGCAAAAUUUUAUGCUCAAUAUUUCAGUUUUGGUUUGUUCAAGUUAAGGAAGCUCAACUUUACAUCUUUGUAUUCACACACAAAUACACAAAAAUGUAACCUUUUUGAGAUGUUUUGAAUAUUGUUGUUUUAUAUUUGCGGCAAUGCUUUGCUUGAACUUGUUAUGGGUUGUUAUUUUUUGAGCUUGAAAAUAAAGCUGAGCUGUGAAAAAAUAUAUAUAAUAUUGAAGUAACCAAUUUGUUUGAUUUCAUUCAACUAAUUGAAAUAUUUGUUAUGACAAAAUGGAACUUUACUCAUGCUAUCAUUACUAUUUUAUUUUAUUUAUUUAUUUAUUUAUUUUAUUUUAUUUUAUUUUAUUUGUUUUGUCCAUUAUUAUUCACAAAUGCUACAUACUUGAUUAUCUAUUGUAAAAGAUUAUUUAAAAAGUGCUCCUAUUUAGUUUCAGAGAAACAGUUGUGUUUAACAUUUUGUAUGUCUUAUUUUUUUAUUGGUGUAAUAGCUUGUACAUUGAAAAAAAAAAAAAAAAGAAAA
Molecule: messenger RNA, 4838 nt
Organism: Uloborus diversus
Lineage: Eukaryota; Metazoa; Arthropoda; Arachnida; Araneae; Uloboridae
Gene: Dis3l2
Product: DIS3-like exonuclease 2
Exons: 1
Coding region: 1-3927 (1308 amino acids)
Biological process (GO): miRNA catabolic process
Cellular component (GO): P-body; exosome (RNase complex)
Molecular function (GO): RNA binding; 3'-5'-RNA exonuclease activity
Source: RefSeq, a predicted model, not a curated record